Daphnia carinata is the source of this 5773-nucleotide messenger RNA. RefSeq names its product la-related protein Larp4B-like (gene Larp4B). Gene Ontology annotation, cellular component: cytosol; cytoplasmic stress granule. The transcript is spliced from 11 exons. Lineage: Eukaryota; Metazoa; Arthropoda; Branchiopoda; Diplostraca; Daphniidae. Bases 683 to 4174 code for a protein of 1163 amino acids. Gene Ontology annotation, molecular function: mRNA 3'-UTR binding. The record is from RefSeq and is a predicted model, not a curated record. Gene Ontology annotation, biological process: positive regulation of translation.
CUUAAUAGAUGAACCCUCAUUCAGCUGGUGUAUGCGGGCAUUUGACAUUCUAUGAUUCGUUUAAAGUCCUUAAAUGUCACGAGCUUGAAGACAAACAUAAUUGAUUGAAUCUGAAAUUCAUCCCUACUGAUGUGAUUGCAUGCGGAAAAGUUGCACAAAGUAGCAAAACAAAUCGAUAGAAAAGUGCAGUUGAUGAACUCUCUUCUCGAGCAGGAAAUGAGAUUGUGGCACCGAGGGAAUACGAAAGAUACAAGAAAAUAAGAAAUGGAAGAGAAAGCUUCGUUUUAUUUGAUGUGUUAGUGCGUGCGUGCGUGCGUGCGUGAACCACGUACAAGUCGGCGCGGAUGGCUCUGCGCAGUCGUUCUGUGAUUACGGAAAAGAGAUGUGUUCAGUGUUAGGUCGACCUGGGCGACAGUUGGCCAGCCUUCGUCAUCGAAGAGAGAGUGUUAACCGCCUGCAACUGUUUGUUGAUUGCUUCACAUUUUUUUUUUUUUGAAAAGAACGAUCUGGUCCGUCAUUCGCUGCGGCCUACAUCGAGUGUUGAUCUAGUUUGUGUACACGGCCAUCGUCCUCAAUUGCAAAAAUAUGGCCUUAACGUACGACUAGCGUUUGAGGCAACAGGUUGCUUUUGGAACGAUUGUUUCUUUUCGGCAACACGUGCGGUGCUUUCGAUUCUCUCCAAAUGCCGCGAGAACAGCAGCUGGAUCGUGUGGGAGGGGGCGGAGUGAGUCGGCAAAACAGACGGCCACCACUAAUCAAGAAUGCUGGAUGCUGUUUAAUGCUAGAUCCACACUACAGCAAUAGCAGCAUGUAUCUGGGUGAUGAGGGCACCUAUGUCUGUAAAGCAUUCAGUCCUCGAUCUUACGUCAUUCAAAAGGUUGGACCCUCUUCAACGUCACCUCCACCACUUUUAUCGGCAGUACCUUCGCUAAAUCCCGACGCCGUCGUUUUUGAAAGCAAUCAUCUGACCAGACAAAUAACUGACACGGACAGUAUUGUCAUUGACCGCCCGACUGCAGUAACCCACUCCUCAGGAAAAGAAAAUACAUUGGUGAAUGGGGAAGCAGUCAUGCCUGCACCAGUGGCUCUCUCCGUGGAACCUUUGCCUGCUGUAGACUCACCGGACAUGCUGAGCCCGAGCCCAGUGACUGUGUCUGUUGUACAAGACACCACCAAGACAAUGAUGAAUGGUGACCAGCUGCAAUCCAAAGAAGGGGAGAGUGGUUCUUUCCAGAAUGAAUCAGUAGUGGUUACAAGUGAGAUUGUGAACAAUCCUUCUGCAAUGUCUCCCAUCGGGGAUGUUCCAGUCGACAGGCUUAAGCAUGCUUUAGCUGUGCAACUAGAAUAUUAUUUUUCAAGGGAGAACCUCGCUAAUGAUGCCUAUCUGGUGUCUCAAAUGGAUGGGGACCAAUAUGUUCCUAUCUGGACUGUGGCUAACUUCAAUCAGAUCAAGAAAUUGACGACUGAUAUUAAGCUCAUCACUGAAGUGUUGAAGGAAUCGCCAAACGUCCAGGUGGACGACGACGAGUUGCGCGUGCGACCCAGCCACAAGCGAUGUAUCGUGAUUCUUCGAGAGAUUGAUGGUUCCACGCCGGUCGAAGAAGUCCGUGCGAUUUUCGCUGACGAGUCUCUGCCAAAGAUACUCUCUUGCGAGUUUGCUCACAAUAACGUCUGGUACAUCACCUUUGAAUCGGACGACGACGCGCAACGGGCUUAUCAUUAUGUCCGAGACAACGUCAAAGAAUACAAGGGCCGUCCAAUCAAUGCGCGCAUAAAGGCUAAGCCGGCGAUGAAUCGCUUUUUCGGCUUGCCAGGUGGAGUGAAUAAUGGUCUGCCUGGCGUACCACCCGGCAUGAGCAUUGUUCCACCGGCCGUUCCUCUCCCUGUCCCGGUGAUCCUGGCACCAGGAGCCCCAUUACCGGUGGCCGUCGCACCAGUGCCUCCCGCCGCCGUCCCAUUGGUUGCUGCAGCCGGGACGGCUCCGGCGCUCAAGAACGGAUAUCCAAAUGUUGCCUCUUCGGUAGCAAGUGGAACUCCUCCUCCGCACGAAGGCGUGGUUGCUGUUAAUACUUCUUCGACUAAUCAACCUCAACAGCAGCAACAACAACAGCAGCAGCCACAUAUGCAGCCGCAUCAUCAACAACAGCCAAGAUUUCUCUAUGCAGCACCUCCCGCUCCUGGGUCACCGUAUGGAGCACAACCUCAGCUUCAAUUAUACGCUUUCCAUCAUCCCAGUUCGUUUUACACGCCGACUGUCCUACAGGCAUGGCCUUCGACGACCGCCGCCGGUACUUCGCUGUUUGAUUUGGCACCGGUGUUCGCUAUGAAUGGUCUGUCGCCUCAAGCAACGUUUAAACCGUCACCCAAUCCCCGCUACCCAGGUAACAUUGGCGGCCGCGGACGGGGUGCUCAUCGUCGAAAUUUAUCGACACAUUCUAAUGCGAAUAACCAAAACGAAACGAGCGUUUCGGCGCAUUCUCCUGGAAUCAGCCAUCAGCAACAAUCUGGCGGCUUGAACGCUUCUGCUAGUGGCAAUGCCGGCAGCACUGCGAACGGCGUUUCUAUGAGUAACGGGCCAUCCGCUGCGCCCCUUCCGUCCAAAAACAGUAGCUCCCCUCAAGCGGGGACAAAUGUUUCGUCUUCUUCACCGGCCACUAGCAACACUGGCGGCAGUGGACGUGAUAAUAAGGAAGCGAGCGCUGUAAGCGGCACUAGUCAUCAUCCGGUUCAGAAGCAGGCUACUGAUGGCGCUCCAGCUGCUGGAGGAGCGGGUUACAAUUCUGCUUCCGGCGAAGAGAGGCGACAUCAUCACGAAGCCAACAACGAACGAGGUAUUGGAGCAGAACGGGGUGAUAGACAGCAGUACGGAUUUGGUGGCAGAGGCCGUGGUCGACCUAGAGGUGAUAGAGGGAAUAGAGGAGGCGGAUAUUCGUCCUAUUAUCGCGGUGCAUCAAAUGGCCCUUACCGUGGGGGUGGCAGCGGAGGUGGUGGUGGAGAUCGUGAACGACAGGAUCGUGACUCGCGGCACGGUAGCUUCGGCUCCUCUGUUGGUAGUGGUGGGGGAAGUUACCAGUCGCGUGUUAACGGCCCUCAUCAGCAUCACCAUCAUGGCAAUGGUAACAGCAGCACGACUAGCCCUGCGCCCGAUUUCGACCUUCAGGCAGUUUCAUCGUUCCCGCCAUUACCUGGACUGGAAGCUGGAGCUCCUAGUGGAGCCGCUCUCACUGUCUCAAGCAACAUUGCCGGUGGUAAUGUAGUAAACUCUGAAGCAACGCCCAAAACAGAGGAGAUCAGUACAUCGGAAUGUGUAGCUCAUUUAGGAGCAGUUAAUAGUGGCGGAGCAAGUGGAGCUUGGGGUGAGAGUAAACUGUCAGAUGUAGUGAAAGGUGUGGCCAAACCGAAAAGUGGCUCAAAUAACGGGCAUGGUCCAAAACAUCUAUUGAGUGGCCCCGCUUUGGUUCCGAGCGGAGGACACAACAGCAACGCAGCGGCCAGUAGUUCUGCAGCUUCCGUGAUAACGCCAUCGGGUGGCAUGAUGGGUGCAACCAAGGCAACAUCAGUCGAGAGUCAGACAUCUCCAUUGCCCAACGGUGAUCUCGCACAGUCCACUCUUGCCCUUACACCGCCUACGUCGCCCGGGAAGAAAGAUAAGCCAUUUUCGGGUUCUGCUGUCCAACAAGCCAAUACUUCAAAACCGGCCAAAGCGCAAACGUCCACUCAACAAUCGCUCACACACCACCAUCAACAACCCACUGCAACUGGAACUCCUCCCUCUGAUGUAGCGCCGGUUAAAGCAAUUGUCGCUCCUGUUCAUCCGCCCGGCGUUUCGUACGCUAAAAUGGCCGAACAGAACAAGGAUCGAUUGGAACAAAUGGCACGCGAAGUCAAGGAGCGCGAGCUAGAACAAGAACGUGAGAGGAGGAGGGUAGCCCAAACGAAAUUGGCAGCUAAUCAGGGUAAAACUGGUGCACGGCCGGGUGGGCCUGGUCAAACACCCGGUAAUGUAGCCCCGUCAACUAAUUCGACAAGCCAAGGACCAGCAGCUGUCCAGCAGCAGCAUCAACACCAAUAUCGCAACGAUAGGCGUAAAGACAAGCAGGCUCACCAUGUCAAUGCAAACAUGGGCAGCGAUAUUGAGGUUGGUGGUUCACGUGACCGUUCCAAAUCACCUUGAAAGUCUGUUUCAGAAAUGAUGAGCGGAAAGGAAUAGGAGCGAUGGGUGGACAGAAUUUCAUGUUAAAUUUUCUGGCUACCACGUAACAGCAACAAUAUUGUUUUGGUUUUUUCCCCCCGUCUCUCCUGUCUUUUCCGAAGUGGUGUUGUCGUGGGCAAACAAGAUUGAAACAAAAGAGGCCAGCAAAGCUGUGCUGGGUUCCAUUGUGUAUCAAUGCCUCUCCGUCAUCAUUAGAAUUAAUACCACCGCCGACGAACUUACCCGGUAGUUCCGUUUAGGAUUUAACCUAAUUUUGUUUUUCUUCGAACGUCGAUCUUUGCAUAUACAAUCGUGAUUUACAUCCGAUUGUCUAUCGACAUAAAGGAACGAACCAUUUAAAAAUUUGCUCCAUUUUCCCAAUCUACUACCACAUCUUCGCACGUAGAGAGAAUUUUUGUUUCUCGGGAAAAGGAGGGCUUGAAAUCGUUCAAUCGGUUGCUCAUCUCGCCAACGGGUGUGGAAUGUGUUGCAAGAUUCUUCUUCCCGCAUAAACACACCUAACGCCACACGGAUAAAUAUGUUUUCUGACCUUUGUGUAAUUUUUGUUUCUAAUUAUCUUUGCUGCCCCAUUCAUUGACUUGGACCUUGUUGGAAAUUCGUGGAAAACAUUAGCGCGUCUUGUGGUGUAGUUUUAAAAAAAAAGUCAAAGCCAAUAGCAGGAGAGUGGGGAAAACGUAACACACACAAAAAAAGAAGUUAUUUGUUUUUCAGGGUGGGAAAAAUAGUGUGAUGCAAACAUGAUUACGUUAAAGAGAGGGAGGGAACAAAAGAUGUUAAUUAGUCGUCUGUUGAUGCUUCAAAAUUUGUAGGAUAGUGGCGAUAAAAUUCUGGCAGAUAAAACGAAUUAUUUCAGAGCGAGAAACAAAAGAAAAAUAGCAAACACGUUGUUGAAUAGUCGAUUAUGAUUCUCUUACGAAAAACAAAAAAAAAAAAAAAAAAGCAAAAACAAAAUUUUUUCUCCAUUGUAGUCUUUGUCGUAGGUGUUGGAUAAUAACGUUCUCUUCAUAACCGGCACCCCUUCGCUGGCCAAUUCGUUUUGUUCUCCAGAUGAUAAUUCUGUCUCUCGAUUUUCCUUGGUAUAUUUUCUGCCGCCACUUCUCCUGCUCCUCCUUGCCCACCUCGCCUUUAUUUGUCAUUGAAGGAAUUCGGAAGAAGUGUAGGUAGUGUGACGAAGCUAGGUAAUGAAGACGGGUGCUAAUGUUUUUCUCUUCUUCAUUGUUCGGUUUACCACAGCGGCUGCGCCAACAAUUUAUUAUUUUCAUUAAUUCUACCCCGCCAUUUCCUUCUUUCCAGCUAUGCUUUUUUUGUGUUUCAUUUUCGAUUUUCCGAAAUGAAAUCAUUUCUUUCCAACAACACCGCCCGUGACGGUUCGUUUCUCUUUCAAAUUCCCCCUUACUAGCCGUUUAGUGAACGGGAAGACAUUUCCUCGCUUUUUUUGGGGUUUUUGUUUUUUGCUCUUCCCAAACCACCAGCCUAAAAAGAUUUAAAUAGUGUGUUCCAGUCAACGAGUAUGAGGAAUUAAUUUUUUUUUUCUUUUUCACUGGGGUUGUGUCCACUAGC